AUGGAUAAUCAACAACGUGGCGAUUUUCAAAUGCGGCAGCAACAUAGAAACCGUUUAUUACGUUUUCAAAUAUUCGGAGUAAAUGUUUCCGAGUUGCAGCAAAUAUUUGUAUGGAUAUUUGCACUGCUCACCUAUACGCCAUUAUCUUUAUGGUUAGCUUUUGCAUUUUUAAUUGGUGGUUUGGCCACUUGUAUACCAGCAAUGCUUUGCAUGAUCGGGUUGUUGAUGUGUGCAACUGCUAGUGUCGGGAUCUCAGUAUUUCUUGUUUUUAUCGGAAUGAUAUUAUUUCUCCCACUGACCAUCGUGGCACUCAUUGUAUCAUUUUGGAUUGUGUUGCUAUAUUCUGGAUACAAAAUAUUAGCUACUAAUUUUUCAAAACACACAUCAUAA
This is a messenger RNA of Ambispora leptoticha, 390 nucleotides long. Lineage: Eukaryota; Fungi; Glomeromycota; Glomeromycetes; Archaeosporales; Ambisporaceae. The record is from the annotation of a GenBank genome assembly.